This is a messenger RNA of Emiliania huxleyi CCMP1516, 666 nucleotides long. RefSeq lists its product as hypothetical. Lineage: Eukaryota; Haptophyta; Isochrysidales; Noelaerhabdaceae. The record is from RefSeq and is a predicted model, not a curated record. Bases 1 to 666 code for a protein of 221 amino acids. The transcript has 5 exons.
AUGUCGGGGAAGUUCUGGCGCGACGUGACGGGCGCCCGGAAAUUUCUUUCGCCCGAGUCGUGCCUGCCAUCCCGUGUCGCGGAAGCGAGGCGGCUAGUGGCACGGGAGCUUUGGGCUCCAAACUACACAAACGCGCCGAUUGUCCAUUUGACACUCGAGUCGCCCCACAAGAAGGAAGUCAGCAUUCCGGUAGGCUCCAACCUCACCAACGCGAGGUUCGUCAAUGCCUUCCUCGGCGAGGCGGACUUUGGCGAGGCGCUCGCGCCGGGGGGCGACUUUACCGGCGCCGAGGCCACCAAGGCGGACUUCAUCAAGGCGGACUUGCGCGGGGCGUCGUUCCGCAGCGCAAACUGCGUCGACGCCAACUUCGGCGGCGCGUCCAUCGCCGGCACCGACUUCUUGGGCGCGGAGCUGUGCCGAGCAGGCCCGACAGACAGGAACGAGCGCUGGCUCGAUUUCGUUCGUGCCAGCGGCUCUCGCCAUUGGAUGUUUGGCGGUGACGGCGGUGAUGAUCUCAUGGGCGGCGAGUCCCUUGAGCAGAUGCUGAUGGAGACGGCGGCCGACGAUCUCAUGGGCGGAAGCGGCGGCGCAUCGUCGGCACGCCGCCCGUGCAGCCCACGCGCAGCGCCCGGAGCCCGCGCUAUCACCCGCGCGGUCUCUUGCUAG